GAUAGUAGUGGUCAUGGGGGUCCCUAAGUUCUACCGGUGGAUCUCAGAGCGGUACCCCUGUCUCAGCCAGGUGGUGAAGGAGCAUCAGAUUCCAGAGUUCGACAACUUAUACCUGGACAUGAAUGGCAUUAUACAUCAGUGUUCACAUCCAAAUGAUGAUGAUGUUCACUUCAGAAUCUCAGAAGAUAAGAUUUUUGCUGAUAUUUUUCACUAUUUGGAAGUACUUUUUCGUAUUAUUAAACCAAGAAAGGUUUUCUUCAUGGCAGUUGAUGGAGUAGCUCCAAGAGCAAAAAUGAAUCAGCAGCGUGGGAGGCGCUUUAGAUCAGCAAAAGAGGCAGAGGAGAAAAUAAAAAAGGCAUUAGAAAAGGGAGAAACUCUCCCUACAGAAGCCAGAUUUGACUCCAACUGUAUUACACCAGGAACUGAAUUCAUGGCCAGAUUGCAUGAGCAUCUGAAGUAUUUUGUAAAUAUGAAGAUUUCCACAGACAAAUCCUGGCAAGGAGUGACAGUUUACUUAUCAGGCCAUGAGACUCCAGGGGAAGGUGAGCAUAAAAUUAUGGAGUUCAUCAGAUCAGAAAAAGCAAAGCCCCAUCAUGAUCCAAAUACAAGACACUGUCUCUAUGGCUUAGAUGCUGACUUGAUUAUGCUGGGAUUAACAAGUCAUGAGGCACACUUUGCGCUCUUAAGAGAAGAAGUCAGAUUUGGUGGUAAAAAAUCUCAAAGAGCAUGUGCACCAGAGGAAACCACAUUUCAUUUGUUGCACUUAUCACUGAUGAGAGAAUAUAUCGAUUAUGAAUUUUCACCAGUAAAAGACAAGAUUUCCUUCGAGUAUGAUAUUGAAAGGAUAAUAGAUGAUUGGAUCUUAAUGGGUUUCCUUGUAGGAAAUGAUUUUAUUCCUCAUCUACCUCAUUUACAUAUUAAUCAUGAUGCACUGCCACUACUUUAUAGAACAUACAUGGCUAUCUUGCCAGAACUGGGAGGCUACAUCAAUGAAAAUGGGAAUCUGAAUUUACAGCGCUUUGAAAAAUAUCUCACAAGAUUGUCAGAUUUUGAUCGUGAACACUUCAGUGAAGUCUUUGUAGACCUAAAAUGGUUUGAAAGUAAAGUAGGCAAUAAAUACCUCAAUGAAGCAGCUGGUAUUGCAGCAGAGGAAGCCAGGAAAAAUAAACAAAAGAAACAAAAGGUUAGUGCUCAGGAAAAUUCUAUAUGUUUGGCUGCUUUAGAAAAAAAUGAAGCUGAUGUGCCCCCUAAAACUGUAUUGGAAGAUGAACCAGAAGAUGAUGAUAUGUUUGAAACUGAGUUUAGGCAAUACAAAAGAACUUACUACAUGACCAAAAUGGGUGUAGAAGUAGUUUCUGAUGACUUCUUGGCUGAUCAAGCUGAAUGUUAUGUCCAAGCAAUACAGUGGAUUUUGCAUUAUUACUACCAUGGAGUUCAGUCAUGGAGCUGGUAUUAUCCUUAUCAUUAUGCACCUUAUCUGUCAGAUAUUCGCAACAUCAGCGAACUCAAAAUCAAAUUUGAACUGGGAAAACCUUUCAUGCCAUUUGAACAGCUUCUUGCUGUACUUCCAGCAGCUAGCAAAGAUCUGCUACCUAAAUGCUACCAGCAUUUGAUGAUUAGUCAAGAUUCUCCUAUUAUAGAAUAUUAUCCACUGGAUUUUAAGACUGACCUAAAUGGAAAACAGCAAGAAUGGGAAGCUGUGGUUUUAAUCCCAUUUAUUGAUGAGAAACGACUGCUGCAGGCCAUGGAAUCCUGCAAUAAGUGCCUAAAAGAAGAGGAGAAACGAAGAAAUACUCACAGCGCUUGCUUAAUGUACUGGUAUGAUAAAGAUGCAGAGUUCCAGUACAUGUCCCCAUGGCCAGAGAAAUUCCCUGCUAUAGAAAGAUGUCGUACCAGGUAUAAAACAAUACCUUUGGAUGCUUGGCAUGUAGAAAUAACCCAAAAUAAGAUAACUAAAAUGAACAAAAGUAUGUUAUAUUUUCGUGGAUUUCCUACUUUAAAGCACAUUAAACAUAAGUUCUAUCUUAGAAAAAAUGGUGUACAAGUAUUUCAGCAAAGCAGCCAUGGAGAGAACAUGAUGUUAGAAAUCAUAGCUGAUAAUAACUCAAAAGAACAGAUGGUAGAAAAUGUUGCCAGUUUGGUACUUGGAAAGCGUGUUUUUGUUAACUGGCCACACCUUGAAGAAGCCAGAGUUGUUGCUGUGUCAGAUGGAGAAACCAAGUUUUAUUUGGAAGAGCCACAUGGCACACAGAAGCUUUACAUGGGCAACGCAGUGCCCCCGACUAAAGUGGCAUAUGUUGGAGAUAAGGAGCAAAGUGUGUGGUUAAAAGAAGUUCAAGGCAUUUCAGAACACUACCAGAGAAGAAAAGGAAUAAUUAUUCAUGAAACAUCAAUAGUUGUGUAUGCUCAGUUACUCACUGGUAAUAGAUAUCAGCUAAACCAAAAUGGAGAAGUUUAUUUGGAGAAGCAGUGGUCAAAACAAGCUCUUCCUUUUGUUUACCAAACUAUUGUCAAGGAUAUCAAAGCCUUUGACUCUCGUUUUUCAAAUAUCAAAACUUUGGAUGACUUGUUUCCUCCUGGAAGCACAACCUUUAUGCUGGGAUCUCCUUACUAUGGCUGCAUGGGAGAAGUUCAAGAUUCAUGUGAUGUGAUCACAGAAGGUAGAAUUCGUGUAGUUUUCAGUAUUCCAUGUGAACCCCAGCUUGAUCCUUUAAUACAGAACCAGCAUAAAUAUUCUGUGAAAUACAAUCCUGCAUAUAUUUUGGCCAGCCGUCUUGGAAUAAGUGGCUAUCUUGUCUCCAGAUUUACAGGGAGUAUCUUUAUUGGAAGAGGAUCAAAGAAAAAUCCUCAUGGAGAUCACAAAGCAAAUGUGGGGCUAAACCUGAAGUUUAAUAAGAAAAAUGAAGAAGUUCCUGGCUAUACUAAGAAAGUUGGAAAUGAAUGGAUGUAUUCUUCUGCUGUAGAACAAUUACUUGCUGAGUAUUUAGAAAGGGUCCCUGAACUAUUUAAUUAUAUAGCCAAGAAUAGCCAGGAAGAUAUAUUCUAUGAAGAUGACAUUUGGCCUGGAGAGGAUGAGAACGGAGCUGAGAAGGUUCAAGAAAUUGUUGCCUGGUUAAAGGCACAUCCUGUGUCUGCAUUGUCUCGCUCAUCUUGUGACUUGCAAAUUUUGGAUGCAGCCAUUGUUGAGAAAAUUGAGGAAGAAAUAGAGAAAUGCAAGCAGAGAAAGAGCACCAAGAAGGUGCGAGUAACUGUGAAACCCCAUUUGCUGUACAGACCAUUAGAGCAACAGAACGGCGUUAUUCCAGACCGAGAUGCAGAGUACAGGCUGUUUGACCGUGUUGUCAAUGUCAGAGAGAACUUCUCUGUUCCAGUUGGUCUUCGGGGUACCAUUAUAGGAAUUAAAGGAGCCAGUAGAGAAACAGAUGUGCUCUUCGAAGUUUUGUUUGACGAAGAAUUCCUUGGAGGCCUAACUAUAAGGUGCUCACCUGCCAGAGGUUAUCGUCUGCCAUCAAGUGCCUUAAUUAACCUGUCUCAUGGUAGUCGGUUAGAAAUGGGAAAUGAAAAACUGACGGCCAUAGUUAAACCUCAGCCAGCUGUGAGUAACUACAAUUCUCAUGCAUCUGAUCUGUCAUCUGUAUCCUCACAAAAAGUGCAUCUGGGAGGCCUCAACCAUUCUCCUCGGUCCCUUUUUGUUCCUACUCAAGCACAGAGUAAGCAAGGUGAUGAAUUCUGCAGCAUAUGGCAAUCAUUGCAGAGUUCUGGGAAGUCUCACCACAUCCAGCAAAAUAUGCACGAGAAGGGUGCAGUUCUACCUCAGGAAAUCAAUCUGGGAACUGGUAAUCAGUUCUAUAAGCCAGGAUUCAAUGACAGCAGCUUUAAAGGUCAGCAAAGAAAACAGGAGCCAUACAAAAAAUUUAAAGAAGAUUACAGAGUUACAAGAGGUGAAGGUCAGCCACGUAACAAAAUACCAAACAAACAGAAGGACAAUGAACUUGAAAACCUUCUAGCUUCUUUGAAAAUUUCCAAAGAAAAUGAUGUGCAGACUUACUCCAAGGAAACAAGAGCUAAAAAUGAAGAACAUCUGUCACCACAAUCAUUUGUUAUGAAAGGAACACAGAUGCUCAAAGAGAUAUUGAAGAUAGAUGGCUCUGACCUGGAAACAAGGAAUGAGGUGAAAUCCCAAGUUAAUGAUGUCCCUGUACCCUCCAGUAGACAGGAUUGCCAUGGAGCUGCUUCACAGUAUAGACAAACCAAAAAAAUGGCUGCUUAUAUGAACAAGGCUUACAGCACUGGAGGUCCUCAGAAGACACCAGUGUUGGAAACUGGAGGUCACCCUUUUGCUUGUCCACAGCCUGCGCUGUCUACUGUUUCUGAGCUUUGUCAUAUUUGUUCUCUUGCUGGAAUGUCACAGCCAGAUUUUUCUUUUGUAAAGACACCACAGACCAUGACAGUUUGUCACAUAAAACUGUCAAAUGGUUUGUUGGUUCAUGGACCACAGUGUCACUCUGAAGCUGAAGCAAAGGAGAAAGCUGCGCUUUUUGCUUUACAGCGUUUGAGUUCUGUAGGAGUAAAUUUCCCUAUGCCUCCACCUCCACCAAUGUUACCAAAUUACCACACACUGGGAGUUCCUGUACCACCUGGGUCUAUUCCUCCAGUAUUUGCACAGCCCCCUGCUAAUAUAAUGCCUCCAUCGUCUCGCAUGUUUGGUCCAGUAUCCUGGGGAACUCCAGUGCCUAAACAUUAUUAUCCUGGCUCUUAUCCGGGAAACGUGUCUCUUGCAGGAGCUAUACCAGUCGGUUCUCACAACCAGUUUAUACCUCUGCAGGUAACUAAAAAAAGGGCUGCUAGCAAGAAAAACUUUGAGCUGAAGGAUUUACAGAGUUCCCCUCAAGCUGCACCACUAAAGAAUGAACAGCCAAUGUCUUCUGACCACAAUCAGCAAGAUAGUUCUUCAGCUCCUUUAAAAUCUCCUCCAGCUGCUCAAUCCACUGUUUCAUUUCAAGACAAUGUGGCUACUCCAAGCGUUCCUCAUAACAAAUCAACACCAAACACUUCCAGCAAGAGAAAGCCAAGAAAGCUGGCUGUCAAUUUUGGCACACCCAAACCUUCAGAAUAAACAUGGUAGCUAGGUGCAUUUUAUCUUCAACUCUUCCCCCACUGUUAUGUUCUAUCAUUUAAAAAGUCCGAAAACUCUAUUAAAAAGACCAGCCACUUUUACAUAAUACAGAAUGAAAUGCAUUUUAUUUGCUAUUAUUUUCAAGUUGUUCCAAAAGAACUAUAAAAAUCAUGUUAAAACUUAAUGAAUUUCACAUUAAUCAGCAGAAGCCAGGAAAUGCUGAAUUAAGGUAACCAUGCCAUCCAUUGUGCCUAGGUUUCUCAACGGUGGCUUGCGUACUAUACACAGUAAGCAGCAAUAACAGUGGCAACCUUAAUUCAGAACUGCUAUGCUUUUUGGGAGGGAUAUGGAGCAGUAAUAAGUUGGGCAUCUAACAUUGCUUAAUAUGACAUUUUGUAUUCUAGCUUAUUUUUUAAAUAGAGUAAUAAGACAGAAAGGAAAAAUUAUUUAAAGGCAGCUUUUAUAUUGGCUUUUCAGGUCCUUGUGAGUCAAACUGGUGUGAUUAAAACGACUUUACAACUUUCAAAAUGUAGAUAUUAUUGUAUGUCUAGUAGUAU
Messenger RNA from Indicator indicator, 5673 nucleotides. It is a transcript of the gene XRN1, whose product is annotated as 5'-3' exoribonuclease 1. Gene Ontology annotation, molecular function: 5'-3' RNA exonuclease activity; RNA binding. The coding region runs from base 14 to 5116 and encodes 1700 amino acids. NCBI's taxonomy places the organism in Eukaryota, Metazoa, Chordata, Aves, Piciformes, Indicatoridae. The record is from RefSeq and is a predicted model, not a curated record. Gene Ontology annotation, cellular component: nucleus. The transcript has 41 exons. Gene Ontology annotation, biological process: rRNA catabolic process; nuclear-transcribed mRNA catabolic process.